This is a messenger RNA of Xiphophorus hellerii (green swordtail), 3582 nucleotides long. RefSeq names its product WAS/WASL-interacting protein family member 2-like. Lineage: Eukaryota; Metazoa; Chordata; Actinopteri; Cyprinodontiformes; Poeciliidae. The coding region runs from base 196 to 1677 and encodes 493 amino acids. The transcript has 9 exons. Gene Ontology annotation, molecular function: actin binding. The record is from RefSeq and is a predicted model, not a curated record.
AGCAGCAAGACACUCAGAUCACGUGACCUCGUGUUGCCUUUGCAGCUCUCAAGCUAGCGGUGUUCUCAAUAGCGUCCGGACCGGACUGAACCGAACCGGACCGAGCUUCGGCCUGUUAACCCACAGACCCACAGCUGGGAGGAUGAGCUAACCGGUGGAGAGGCGUUCAGGCUCUCAGGUGUUAUCAGCAGCAGGAUGCCCAUCCCGCCCCCUCCUCCUCCCCCCCCCACCUUCAGCCAGGCCAACACCACCCCUCCAAAGCUGAACAGGGAGGAGGUCAAAGGUCGCGGCGCCUUGCUGUCGGACAUCUGCAAAGGCACCAAGCUGAAGAAGGUGGCGGUGGUGAACGACCGCAGCGCUCCUCUGCUCGACAGUAAGACUCAAACACCAAAGAGCCAAACACCUCCCACAGAGCACCCAUACAUUCGCUUAUACCAGUACCUAAGCCAGAGCCAGCCCAAGCAGCAGGGGGCGCUGUCUGAGGAGGCCCAGAAGAAGGCUGGAGGACCAAGCUCCUCUCCGUCCCUCCACAGCGAUGAUGUCAUCGGAGCGGCGUGCGAGCAGCCCAGAGGAGGCGGAGCCGCCGCAGGAGCCAAUGGCAGCGUGGCAGGAAGUAAGUCGAGCUCCGCUCCUCCAAUCGGAGGCCUGUUCAUGGGCGGAGUCCCCAAGCUGAAGCCAGUAGGAGACUUGUCGUCAGGACGACCUCCGUCCACCCGUUCUGCAGCGCCUCGCCCUCCAAGCCAUCGCCAUGACGACGCAGAGAGCCCCUCCCCGCAGGCGUUGUCGCCGACAGAGACGACUCGACCUCAGCGACCUUCGCUCCCCAACCUCUCCUCCUCCCCCGCCUCCCCUUCUUCCCCGUCUACAGGCAUGAAGCACUCCUCCUCCGCCCCUCCUCCUCCUCCCCCCCUCGGUCGCCGUGGCAAUGCCCCCUCCCCUCCCUCCUCAUCCUACAACAGAGAGAAACCCCUUCCACCAACACCCAGCAACACCCCGCCCCUCCCCGCCAAGCCUCCCCCGUCUCCUAGCAACAGCAGACGCCCCCCCACCUCUGGGGGAAACUCCGCCCCUUCCAGCUCCACGCUGGCCCCGCCCCCUCCGCCGUACCGCAUCAACGGCCCAGCAGGGGGCGGCGAGGCGGCGCCCGAACUGCCGCAGCGCCACAACUCUCUGAGCAACAAGAGGCCCGCCCCCUCACCGGGAGGCCACACCCCUACCAGAGGCCCCGCCCCUCCACCGCCACCAGCGUCGCCCACGCCAUCCCAGCAGGGUGCCAGCAGGCCGCCGCCCCCUGUCAGAGAGCCGCCCAGCAGGGGUGCAGCUCCUGCUGCUCCGGCGUCAGCGAGGGCGGCUGGCAGAGAAGCCCCGCCUCCUCCGCCCUACAGGACGCACGGUAGCCCCUCCCUCUCCUCGGACCCCCCCUCCAGAGGAAAGCCUCCCCCCCCUCCCUCGCGCACACCCGCCGCCCCUCCCCCACCGCCCCCUCCCCUCCGUAACGGACACUCCUCCUCCUCCAUCCCUCGCUCCUUUGUUGACGACUUCGAGUCCAAGUACUCCUUCCAUCCUCUGGACGACUUCCCGCCUCCGGACGAGUACCGACACUUCACCAAGAUCUACCCGAGCAGAGCUAGCCGAGUGAUGAGGGGAGCUCCGCCUCUUCCUCCUGUCGGCAGGUGAACCUCCAGCUCCUCCCUUCUCCUCCCCCUCACCUGCUUCUUCAUCCUGUUUGUCCAUCUGCACCUCAUCUUCACUUGCAGCUGAUUGGCUGAGGAGAUGUCCGAUAGAUCUACCAAUCAGAGAGGAGGACUCUGGUUAAAGGAGCGGCGCGUCUUCCUCCACGUGUUGGAUUUCUGUUUGCACUUUUCGUUUUGAUCCGAUGGCCGCAGGAGGCCCGCUGCUGGUUCUGUUAGCCAACCGGGCCGGGUUCUGACGGGUCCGGGAGGGUUCUGGAGGAUGAAGAUGAAGUUAUUAAUGACAGAAAACUAAGAGAUUCUUUAAUCAUCACUGACAGAAACACUAAUCAACGAUCCGGGUCGGGUUCUGCAUCUGAACUGGGAUCAGAUCAAACUCCAUGAAGAAUUAAAAACCUGUAAAUAUUCACCAUCAUCAUCAUCGCUGACGACGCAUCCAAAUGGGCCGGUUCCUAAACAGGUCGCCUCUUUAAGUGCCAACAUGGACCAAACCAGGACAAACGGACCUGCUUCAUAGUUUCCCAUGAUUCACUGCAGCUGCACGUUGGGCAACAAAACCGUUUGGUUCUGAUCCUGAAAUGUGAAAGAAAAAGAAAGUUAAAAUUUGAAAAUUUUGUACAAAAUUCUGCAGAACCCAUCUGUUGGUUCUGCAGGGUUAAGAAGAAGCUGCUAAGUGAUGUCACUGGUUGCCAUGGUGAUUCCUUCCUUUUCUCAGAAAAUUUUAAAUCAUAUCAAAAUAUUUUUUCUGACCUCCAUCAGAACCUCCUGCUGGAUUCCCAUGGUUCUGGUUCUGCUGCAGGUUCAAUAGAACCUCCAGGUCCAGUUUCACCAAUCAGAUGUGAGAGUGGGCGUGUCUUUCUGCUCUCUGGGCUCUGAUUGGACAGAAACAGGAAGUCCUCCAGAGACAGACUUGUGACUGGAUGAGGAGCUGGCUGGAUCUAGAAGGUCCUGGAUGUUCUACAGGGUCAGAACCACCAUCAAUCUGAGCUGGAGCAUUCUGGGAAAAUCGACCCAGUUACAGAAACUGGGUCGGGUUAGAUCCAACUGGACUCUGGAUGGAGGUUCUGAUGGAUCGGAGCGGUUCUGAGAUUCUGAACGUUAUUUUCUGUCAUUCUGAGAACCCAAAAGGUUCUGGUACUGAAGUCAGCAUCUCCUAACGUUUAGGAGAAAUUAAUAAAAGAUCAAAUUUAUUCUGGGAUAAAAUGAUGGAAAAGGUCCGAAGGCGUUCAGAUACCAUGUGGAUGAGACAAAAGGUUCUGAGUAAAGUCGAAGAGUCAUUCGGACCUCGGUCCGGUUCUGACCAGAACCUGAGCCCAGGAGCAAAUCUUUGAUUUUACUAAUAAAAAUAUUAAAAUGAUCAUUUGUGGUUUCUGCAGGAAUAAAAGUUUAGUUUUGAUUUCCAUUUCUUCUCCUCGGACUGGACUUUCUCCUGCGGUUCCGGUUCUGUAUAUAUUUGUAAUACUGCAGCUCCUGUGUGUUUUGGUCUGGCCAUGUUCUUCGCGAACCUCCUGAUGUUUCUGCAUGCAGAACGUUCUCCUGUCCGGUUCCGCUGGUUCCGGGUUUCCAUGCUGGUUCAGAAAUCUCCUGAUUUGCUGUUUGUGUCAGAAUACACUCGGUGUCGCCCCCUGGCUGCAGAGGACGGUGUCGUCCUGCAGCAGUCCCAGUCCAGCUGCAUGCUCUCUAACUGGUCUAACUGGUCUCUGAAUAAACUCCAGCAGCUUCUGGUCCCUCUGUGUGACUCUGUGACUCUUGGCUAAAGGAUUCUGAUUAAUCCUGAGAAUUAAAGUUGUAAAAUUAAUUUUUCUGGCUACAGAUUUAUAAACAUAAUUAUUUACUUUGCACACAUGUAAAAGUUUUUUUUAGUUUGUCUCAAUAAACAAUAAAGGCUGCA